This is a messenger RNA of Musa acuminata AAA Group (dessert banana), 8143 nucleotides long. RefSeq names its product transcription factor MYB117-like. The record is from RefSeq and is a predicted model, not a curated record. The coding region runs from base 6729 to 7676 and encodes 315 amino acids. The transcript is spliced from 6 exons. Gene Ontology annotation, cellular component: nucleus. Lineage: Eukaryota; Viridiplantae; Streptophyta; Magnoliopsida; Zingiberales; Musaceae. Gene Ontology annotation, molecular function: DNA-binding transcription factor activity, RNA polymerase II-specific; RNA polymerase II cis-regulatory region sequence-specific DNA binding. Gene Ontology annotation, biological process: regulation of DNA-templated transcription.
CCCAAGCUACUUAUCUGCAACCUUAUACCCCACAAUCCCGACUCCGUCAUCCGCACAACCGUGUUCGCUCCUCUUCGUCCUCUCCCGCCUGCCCUUCUCGUCUCCCCGGCCUCUUCCGAUGUCGCCGGCCUUCGAUUCCGCGAGAAGCUUCUCUACAUCGAGAACGACCUCGGCGUUGAUUCCUCCCGCGCCAGAGCCAGCGCCAUCGCCCUCAACCCUUCCCUCCGCUCGCCCCCCCCUUCCGCGCUACGCGCCUCGGCCGACUCUCUCCACUCCUUUGGCCUCGUACCCCCGACGUCGCCCGCGUCUUCACCAUGGACGCCUCCCUGCUCACCUGCGACCCCGGCGCCCACCCCCUCCCCGUCUUCCGCUUCCUCAUCGCCCCCGUCGCCAUUCCCUUGCCCGACCUCCGCAAGGCCGUUGGCCUCUGCCCCCGCCUUCUCGUCUCCAGCGUAUCGGAAGAGCUACGCCCGGCCCUCCACUUCCUCCGCCGCCGCCGCCGCCGCACCACUCUCCUCCUCGUCUCCAGCGUGGAGGACGCCCUCCUCCCCAAGCUCGACUACCUCCGCGGCCUUGGUUUCUCCGACGAGGAGACCCGUAGCAUGGUGCUCCGCUCGCCUGGUUUGCUCACCUUCAGCAUCGAGAAUAAUUUCAGGCCCAAGGUCGAGUUCCUGAUCCACGACAUGGGCAGGGAUCUCGCCGAGCUCAAGGAUUUCCCGCAGUAGGGCAAGAUCAUGCCCCGGCAUCGCUUGCUGGCAGAGAAGCGGCUCUGGAUGCCUCUCCCUGCGAUGCUCAAGGUCAGCGAUGGGGAGUUCAUUAGUCGUCCGGUGGAGAUGCAGCUGGGUUCUACCAACGACAAGCUGUAGGACAUCAUCAUGUGAGUCACUUUACGGUCCUUUUUAUUCUUCUGAUGAAAGAGAGGAUAUGGUGUAUGCACGGGUUAAUUACACGUUACCCUUACCUUUAGCAUCUCGCUCCAAAUACUUUAAAAAGUUAUAUUGACAUCUCUAUAAUUAUGAAAGUAAAACAUCUAGAUUUAUUUACCUUGAUAUCGUCGGUUUUAUCAAUGAAAACAUGAAAAUAAAAGGGCAAAAGGAUGAUUUUUAAUAUUUCAGUUGAUAGUGACGGACGAUGUCGGUGGUAGCGGACGAUGGUGCUACUAAGGGUCGCAGAUGGUUAUUGUGGAUGAGGAAAGCAAUGACGAGAGGUGAGAGCUGUUUGGCAACUACGUCGACAACGAGUUUGAUGGCGUAAUCAACAUCGAAUUUCGAGACCCAUAUUUUUCUAUUGUCGUUGUAUAUGUUCGUCGGGAGCUCGGCAACCGCUCACCUCCUUUCAGAGAUUCCCUUUCGGUCAACGACAACCGCAACGAAUAAAACUCUUCGACAAGCCCUCUAUCUCCCCUUUUUUAUGCUCAUGCUGAAACUAAUACGGUAGCGGGAGGAGCGGUAGGAGCUCCAGUGACCCUAGCUUCGGGUCAAGCAAUCUGCCCAAUGGGUCAGUAGCAAGGCGGCCACCACUAUCUACGUCAAUGUUGACGUAGAUGCAGAGCGGCAUCGCUUGACAACUGUGUCGGCGCCGACGCAGUUCUCGAGCGACGAAAGAGUUAUCGAUGUAUAUGCAGAGAGGCGAAAGGGUCGCUCGGCAACUGCGUCGGUGUUGACGUGAAUGCAAAGCGACCCUCAUCUCUCGUCGUUGCCUUCCUCAUCCACAAUAGCCAUCCGUGGCCCCUAAUGGCAUUGUCGUCGUCGUUGGCCACUACCGACUAGAACAUUAAAAUUAUCCUUUUGCCCUUUGUUUUCGUGUUCUUGUUGGUAAAACCGAUGACGUUAAGAUAAAUGGAUAUAUAUGUUUCACUUUCGUAACUAUAGGGAUACAAAUGUAACUUUUUAAAGUGUAGGGAUCAUAAUGCUAAAGGUAACUAACCAAGGGGACAAUAUGUAACUAGCCUUGUAUGGACAUAUGCUUGACUUAGAUCUUCUAAAACUUCAACUGCAAUUAGUUUACAUAUAUAGAAAAAGAUCUCUGACUUACAAUGGAAAAUUAGUGUUGCCAGCUUCAUGAGUAUCUCCCGUGACAUUCUCAUGUCUUGUUUUAUAGAAUUUUGUUGUGUUUAUUUAUUUACUUUUUGUUGUAUGGUUAUGUUACUACUGUUAUAAAAAUUAGACUGAAACUGAUCAGCACUGAUAAGGAAGAACUGGAAGAUCGAGCAUACAUUCUGUACAAAAUUAUUGCAGACUUUUAAAGUGCCUCCCAUGUGAAUCAUAUGUAUAAAUAUUAACAUUUUUUUAAUUGUGAGGUUUCCUCGAGUUGAUUGAUCUUACAUUGUGCUGUGUGUAAAUUCUUGCAUGCAAACGUAUGAUUACUCUCGGGUCUGUUAAGGGUUAUGUUUACAGUUUUUGGAUUGAAGAUCUGCACAACUAGUUUAUCCUACUCUGACAACAAAACAAGAAAAGAUGCUUGAAGCCAUAUGAACUUAAGCACAUGUUCGAUUCUCCUUAUUUUUUGAUCUUUUCACUUCUCGUAGGAAUCCUGGCUUUUGUCUUUCAUAUGAGUGCCACAUGUGGUUAUGUUCUUUGAGUUAUUGCUUAUUUUUUUCUCUUUUAAUUAAAAUGUGAUUUCCCAUCUUUGACAUCCCACAUUUAUGUACUUUUCACACACUCAAUUUGUUGACUUUGAACAUGUUUAGAAGCUAAUAGUAAAAUACGAUCUACUUAACUAGCCAUUUAAUUUCUUUUUGGGCAUAGGAUUUCAUGGAUUAACAUGAGCUAUAUGCUGCCUUGUUUAGCAGCCUAUUUUAUUAAACUUGAAACUUAUGUUAUUAUAGAUUAACUAUUACUGGGCUUUUCUUGUUAAUGAUUCCAAUAAUGAUAAAUAAAUAGUCCAAUCAUCUUAUGUUUUUAGGAUCGUGAUUAAGUAAUAACUAUUGUGGACUUUAAAUAGGCGCAUUCCUUUCUACUCACUCAAUUCUGCAAUUCCACAGAAUGGGAAAUGCAACUAACUAGCAAGGUAUUUAUUCCUACUAUUAACCAAGUUUCUCUCAAUGCAAGUCUAUUUGUGAUCAAGUGUGUGCCUCAACUUUCAAUUGAUUGAACUAAAAUGAAAGUAAGUUCAUUUACACCUUUGGAAGAGUAAAGUCCUCAAAAACAACAUGUGUGAUUGGAAGGAUAAAAUCAAGAUCCUUAGACUUCAGCUGGAGUCUACUUCAUUAAGAUAUGUGUUGUUGGUUUUCACAAAGCUUUUACACAGAGAACUCUAUAAAACUGAGUAUAUAUGUUUACAUUAACAACUUGUGUGAUACAAUUGCAGAGAUUUUUCACUCUGAAAACCGUAGAAGUUUUGGUUCCUACUUAUACUAGUGAUAUUUGAUUAAUAUACCGAUAACGAUGAAAUCUCCAUACCAACACUACCUACCUGAGGAAAAUGAAUUGAAUAAUGUGUAAUAUAACGGUAAUUGUUCCCUUAUAGUGGCUAUGCACAAAAUUUGGAGGGUUAUAACAAUGCCUUAUAACCUGUUGCUGUAUGUUGUAGUGACCAUCCUAUCUGGGUUAUAGCAGUUAGUUAAUGAUUUUUAUCACUGAUAAAUAAAGACUCUGAAUUUUAUGGUUAGAAAUGUGUGUUGAUUCAAUAGCUCUUAUUUUCUAUUGCUCUACUAAUCAUUCAAUGGACAGUGACUAUUUUCUGAGAGGACUGGUGACUCUUGGUUGUCAUUCUCCUGCAUUAUAAUCCAAUAUAAUGGCCUACUAUAACGGUGAAUAUUAAAAAUAAAAAAUCAUGGAAGUUGUGGGGGAAGUGUUGAGAACAGCCUACUACAACCAUUAUGAGAAGUAAUGGUCUUGAUGGGUUAAUUGUUACACCCACAAUGACAGAACUUUAGAAUCUCGACAGUAUGUAACUCCUGCCCCUCAAACUUGAUCCUAAGUAAUGAAUUUCCUGGUGUAUGAAAAUUGGUAUAUUCUUUUCAGAGGAUAGAUGUUACUGAAAAGUACUGAGUUAUUUAUUAGUCCGGUCAUCUGAAAUUUAGAGCCUAAGAAGACAUAAAGAAGAGACCAUACCUCAUGUUACCUGGUUAUUCAACUGCAUUACAUGUCCUGGACUCAUGAUCAUAUAAUCAAUACCUUGAAGGUUCAACAGGAGGCCACAUGUAAAUGAUUGUGCUCGAAGAGGACUGUGCAAGUUGUUGAUGGAUGUCAUUUUGCAUAUUUGUAGACUGGUGCAAGUUCCAGUUGAUCUUCAUACUUGGAACUUUCUUAUGCCUCUGUUCAGACUAUCUUGUUUGGUUAACUUGCACUGUGCUAUUAUUUGUUAUAGAUUGCAUUCUUAGAUUGUGCUACAGGCAUGAAAACAGAUCCAAAUGGUCCUCUAAUUUUGGUUCUUGACAUAAAAUGAUUUGUUUGCUCAAUUUCUUGGAUUCAGACAAAUUAUACAGAGAAAUCCACAUGGUUCUGUUAUAGCUUUGUUGGAAAUAAUUCCUUGUCAACCCGUCAGAACUCGUUGCUUCAUUCUUUCUACCCAUAUUUUCACCGAAUCUCACAAAGAUUUGUAGGGCAAGGAAGAAAGGAUACUGAAGAUAAAUUGUCACUCUUUCUCAGGUACCUCGAUACUGUGCAGCUGACAAGAACAGGAAGCCUCCCUUGUCGACUUAUCCCAUCAACAAAUCCUUCUCUGAUUCGAGCUUAGUACCACCCAACUAAACUUGCUUGAAGAAGGGAACUUCCCUUUCAAAUUAUUAUGUGCAGCAAUUAAUACAUCAUAGAGUGGGCACCAACAAAGUUCUAAGGAAUGAUGCAUCAACAUCUUCACUGUAAGUUGGAUAGUUCUGUCACAGAGUUGGAUGACAGUCACAGUACAAUCGCAAUCUGCUUGCCUUGGUCCAUGUAUCUGUAUCAUGAACAUGCCUAGAUUAGCAGUUCAGAUCGCUUUUUGAUUAAUUACAAUUCCGAGUAUUAGUAUCCUUUUACUAUUGUAGUACAUAAAUUUGCAAAACUACAAAAUAUGAAAUGCUAGGAAAGACACAAAAAAUGGUACUGAUGAAUUACAUUGUCUGUUUAGAGAUAUGACAAACUAUUUUGGGUGUCUGAAUCAUUGGGAAAACUGACUCGAAUACUUAAUUUUCAUUUGGUAUCUGUUCUCGAUCCAGUUGCAGGGAAGCACAUUCUAUCUCUAUAUUCUCCUUUUUGUUCCCAGAGUGUGGAGUUAAAUUGUAGACAUCCUACACUCUUCAAACACUUGCUGUGUGGAGUGUGGACAAAGCCAUGUGACCUCAUCUUCUUCAGACAUUCAAAUGGGGCCUAUCUGUUAAUUGUGCAUUCAAUGGGUGAGACAUCUCACUUGGUUGUUUCAAUUGGAGGGGAAGAUACCUAUGAGAUGAUUAAUCGUGCAUGGAGUAUAUAUGAAGUAGUUCAGAUGCUGAGUGGAACAACAUCCAAUGCUUGUUCUUCUGAUCUUUUAGUGAAAAGAGAAGCAAAAACAUACCAAUAAGUUUCUUCUCUCUUUCAGUUCCAGCUGCUUUUUUAUCCUUCUAGGUUGCUAUGCAGGUGGAUACAUUCACCGGAGGAACCCCACUGCGGCAGAAGUGAGCAUGCUUAGUAAGAACAGUGAUGUUAAAGGAGACAGAUGAAAUUUGUUGACUGGUACUUUAGAGAGAGAACUUUUGGGGGGGGGGGGGGGGGGGGUAGGUUUGUUUAACUCGAAGCUGUUCUCCAUAACUCUGCAUCUUCUGCCCACUGUAUCGUUGACCGCGAAGCACAUUGGUUCACUUCACUGCUGUUCAGUCUGAGAGAGUACAUUCCUGCCGCUGCUCCAUUCAAUAAACCAACCUCCAGCUGUGUCACUUAAUCCUACAGAUUGAGAUGUGGUGUCGGAGAAAAGAAGCUAAAACCCUUGAAAUGGAUUGACCUUUCUUCUGAGGUGGCGAAGAAAGUGAGCGGUGGUGCCACAGGUCAUGUGAGUGCAGUCGGGUACAUCCUUGUUGUGGAAACCUGUAGGCCCUUGUGUGUUCUCUUUUGGAUGUUGUCUUCUUGGCACCAUGCAGAACUGGGUGUCGAUGAGAGACCUGAAGCUUUCCACUCACCUGCACCAUGUUUGUCAAGUCUCAGUUGGUUCUCUGUCUCUCACCCAAAAAUCGGAACAGACAAUGGCCGCCCUCGGGAAGAACCACUUGCUGUUUGUGAGUUAAACGAACUGCUUCACCGGAUAGCUCAGGAAGAUGGAAGGGUUUGGUCGUGAAAGAAGCCUCAGUGGCGAGAGUAGCAAGCAAUGUUUCCGCUGGAUUCUUAAUUUCUAAGUGGCACUAAUUGAUGAAGAGAGAGAGAGAGAGAGAGAGAGAGAGAGAGAGAGAGAGAUGUGAUAUCUAUCAGAGAUGUUUCCCUCAGAAAAUUCAGUGAUGUUGAGCUCUACACUGGUCAAGGUUGGAAGGUAGCAGCCAUUCAUUAAAUUAGACUGAGAAGGUACAGGAGGGAGAGAGAGAGAGAGAGAUGAGAAGACACCCACACGUGUGGACCUGAGCCUGGUUCUUCUGGGGAGGAUGUUGAAGCAGUGAAAGCGUGACAAAUGGGCCUGUCAAGCUGGUGAAUGGUGGGGAGAAGCUGAUUGGGUUUCUGUUUCUAGUUCUUCUGUUCCCUCCACCCGCUGCCACCACCUCUGUCUCUCUUGAUGACCUACGCUUUAUUUCCCCCAUUUCCCUUCUUGUCGGAGUGACCCUGCAACUUUCUGCCGGAGGUGAAGGCAUGGCCAGUAGAUGUUAUGCGGACUCUUCUCCUUCUUCCUCAGCAAAAGGAGUUCCUUCUCAAACAGACUCUCUCUCCUUCAACACAGCCUCUUCGGUCGAGAGACAUCACUGCGGCUGCUGUACCUUGCCUUUCAUGGAGAGUUGCCUCAGCUUGCAGGAAAACGCUCAGCAGAACAGCGAGGUCAGUCAUGAUAAGUAUUUACUUGGAGAGAACACGACUGUUGGGAGCGGCGCUGCCGAAAGUGGACAGUCGAAGUCCUGUGCCAGAGGCCAUUGGAGGCCAGCUGAGGACUCCAAGCUCAAAGAACUGGUGGAACUCUACGGUCCCCAGAACUGGAACCUCAUAGCAGAAAAGCUGGAGGGCAGAUCAGGUAAGAGUUGCAGAUUGAGAUGGUUCAACCAGUUGGAUCCGAGGAUCAACAGAAGGCCUUUCACCGAAGAGGAAGAGGAGAAGCUGAUGACCGCUCACAGAUUGUAUGGUAACAAAUGGGCCAUGAUCGCGAGGCUUUUCCCUGGUAGAACCGACAAUGCGGUGAAGAACCACUGGCAUGUCAUCAUGGCGAGGAAGUAUAGGGAGCAAUCCUUCGCCUGUCGGAGGAGAAAGCUAAGCCAAGCUGUCCACCGGAGAUUUGAGGAAGUUGCUGCGGCAAGAGCAACAGCCGCCCGUGGCUUUGGCAGCAGUCAUUCUUCGCCUUCCUUCCCUUCUCGGACUCCUCUUGAUUCCUUCUCUGCUAACAAGGCUGAUGAGAAGGGUGAUAUGCAAAGUGCUGAGCCCUUCAUGGUGUUCGGACAGCAUUCUCCCCUCAGCUUGUCAAUGCAACAAUCAACCCACUUAUCCCAUGUUUCUGCCAAUGAGACACCAUUUGAAGAGAACUCAGAGAGCAGCCACCUUGAUGCUGCAGCCUCACCAACUUUCAUAGAUUUCCUUGGAGUAGGAGCCACAUGAGUUGUGAGGUGAAAGGAUCAAAACAAAGGCAGGCAGAAGAACAAUGCAAGAGGACUAGUUAGAAAAGCUGGGUGCCAAGAGAAUAGAGAGACCAAGAUGCCAGCACAGAGAAGAAGACACCAUUGUUGUUUGAGUUAAGGGGACAAAUUUUGCUUGGCCAUUUAACCUCUCAGUUUAUGUGAUUUAAACAUCCAAAGCCAGGGUAGAAUAUUUGUAUUUUAGUAGGUAAAAUUAGUUCCAGUCAAGUCUACUAAUUGGCUAAACUUGUGUUUACUCUGGUUGGAGACUCAAUUUCUCCUCCUUACUCUCAAGUUUAUGCUCUGAAAACAUUUUUCUCCAAGAAAAUGGGAGACAGUUCAUAAUCCACAAAAUAUUUGCACAUACAAAUUUGGACAUUGAAAUGCUUGUAACAGUAUCUUUUAACACAAUAUCAAUAUAAUUGCAUUAGGAACAAAUUAUUGAUGAUA